UCAAGUGCGCUAACUGUCGUGAAAGCACAUCGACGGAGAAAGAAGGGAACAGAACGCUAAUAAGUCAGUCUUAUUAUAUGUUCUCCAGUUUUUAAAUAUUUAUGUCUUAUAAAAUGCAUCUUUGAUUCUUUAUUUAGGGAUAAGAUUGUCUCGGUGCGCGAGAAGCAUUUUGCCGCGUUUCGUGCUGACUGAGCUUGUCAGUUAGCUUAGCUCGCUAGUUAGCUUAGCUUGUUAGCUGCUAACAGAAGGCACAGAAGUUAUCAACACAUCGCUAAGUAGAGAUCAAGUGUGAGAGUAAAGUGAAAUGUCUACAUUACAAAUGUUGAGAGCGUUGGUGGAUCAGCGACUAACUGCUGCCGUUGGAGAAAUAUUUGUAGUGUUGGAAAGAACGAUAGCAGAAUACGAGGCGGAACUUUAUAGAAUAAAAGAGGAGAACUAUCAACUACUGGACGCUGUUUUCAAGAAACAUCGAGUUGUGUUACACAGAACAGACGUCGAUGAUGAGCAGGAGGAAGAACCACCACUCUUUUGCAUAAACAAGGAAGAAGAGGUGCCCCAGCCUCCAAACAUUAACAAUGAAGAGGAGGUACCACAGCCCCAAUACAUUAAAGAGGAAGAGGAGGAACACAGCAUCAGUCAGGAGGGAGAUCAUAUUGAAGGACUGGUGGAGUUCCCAGUGACUGGUGUCCCUGUGAAGAGUGAAGAUGAUGAAGUCAAAGGUGAAAGUGAGGAGAAGAGAGAGGCGGAGCCUCCAAGCAGCAGCUCAACACAACACAUGACAACAGAAGCUGAUGGAGACCACUGUGGAGGAUCACAAGCAGACAAGCUCUUAGCUCCACUAUCAGAUAGUGAGGACACAACGUCACACUCUCCUGACACUAAAGAUGAAAGGACAUGGGACCCUGACAACUUUUACUGGAAAUGUUCUCACUGUGACAAAAGUUUUGGCCUCAAAAAGUCUCUAAAUAGACACAUGAAAAAUCACACUGGAGAGAAACCAUUUCCGUGCUCGGCGUGUAAUCAAGUAUUCAGCAUAAAAGCAGACCUGAUAAAACACGCAAGAAUACACACUCAAGAGAAACCUUUUCCUUCUUCAGUGUGUGACGAACCUUUCACAUGGAGUGAAAGUUUGAAAAGACACAUAAGAAGACACCCUGGAGUGAAACUAUUUUUCUGUUCGGUGUGUGGGGCAGGUUUUGCUAAAAAGGACAGUUUGAAUAAACAUAUGACAACACACACGGGAGAAAAACCUUUUUCCUGCGCAACCUGUGGCAUGUGUUUUUCAAGGAAGGACAGUUUGAGAGAGCACACAAGAAGACACACCGGAGAAAAACCUUUUCCCUGCUCAACCUGUGGUUUAUGUUUUUCCAGGAGGGACCGAUUGAAAGAGCACACAAGAACGCACACUGGAGAAAAACCUUUUUCCUGCUCCGUGUGUGAUUCAAAUUUUGGCCGAGGUGAUUAUUUGAAAAUCCACAUGAGAAUGCACACUGGAGAAAAACCUUUCUCCUGUACAACCUGUGGUUUAUGUUUUACAAGGAAGAGCAGUUUGAAUUAUCACACGAGAAUACACACUGGGGGGAAAGUGCUGAGUUGCAGUGUGUGUGAGGAAAAAUUCUCUCAUGAGUACCAACUCAGCAAACACAAGUGUGCUGGUGAGAACAGCGGCAGUAAAAUAGAAAAGCGCUCCGCAGACCUCCACCAGGAUCCGGAUGUUGAUCAGGAUCAACACCGAAAUAGCGCACCUUCGCGUGUCAGUCCUGCUGCAGCCGGCAGCUUCAGUCAAUCUUCGGCAAUCGGCACACCUGAAGUUGAUCAGAGGUCCUGCCUUCAAAAGCCUGCACAACCUGCUACUCCGGGCCGGAACGUAGUCUUCGGUUCGAGUACACUACCCCUUCGUUCCCGAGUUUCGAGCUGUGCGCCUCGUCUCACCCCGCGUUUCCUCUGCUUCCAUGACUGCCUCUUGGAUCUCGACAUCCCGCUUGGACACGGACCUUCUUCGCCCCGCUAUAGCGCCCCGACUUCCUGCCUGCUCACGGACGUCCGAGCUCUGCUGUGUCCCUCCUGAUCUUCCGCCUCUCGCUCAACACUACCGGUAACACUCAACAGCUAAUCUCCACACAAAGUCACACACCAUACACACUUUGGAUCUAGUCACACUCUAUUCACUCGUUUAUUUAGAUUAUUGCUUGUUAUUAUAUAUGUACAGUAUAUAUUGUGUAUAUAUAUAUAUAAAACAUCAUAGAGUUAAAUACUACGCCCCUUUGUGGUCUGUGCCGUCUACUCCCCCCGUACAUGUGACCUUGUAGAAUAAGAUAUCUGUUUUUCUUGAAUAAUGCUCUGAAUCUUUGAGACGGCACACCUGUUCCAAGUUGCCAGUCAGGCCCUUUUGUCAGUGCUGGAUCAUUGCUUGCCCUUGCUUAGUGAUCGUUGUUUCGCUUGUGCUUGUAAUGGCAAGUUUCCUGUACACUUCCCAGCUGCACUAUUUCUACCUUGUUAUUGAGUAUUGACUUUAUUGACGUAAAGUAAAGUGAACCACCGAACGUAACAAUAACAAUGUACAGUAUUAACCUUGGAGACUGAACUUCUACGGUAUCUCCCUCCAGCUGCUUCUUUGUCAUACACACCAUCAGCAGCUUGUACAUACUUUCAUGGAUACGCGUUUGCCUUUUAGACGUUGUUUUAACAUUAUCUGCUGUAUCAGGACAAGAAAACUUGUAAUGUUGUGUUCGUAAGUCUUGAGUAAGAUGAUAAAAGUGAUAUUAGACAAUCAGACUGUUUUUAUGCUAAUAGGCCAUGUUAUUCUUAAAUGAUCUAUUAAAUUUAUUUCAUGGUAAGCAUAUAUAUAUACUUAUGUAUACAUCUAUACAUACAUAUGUAUACAUAUAUGUAUAUUUAUUUAUAAACAAUAAGUAUCACUGUUGGCGUUAAUGCAUUUUUUAAUGUAUUUUUACGAAUUGAAAUAAAAAAGGAUUCGCAUUUCUGGAUUAUUUUUUUUUUACUGACCCUGCCUUCUCCGUGUCAAAACAUUUUUUUUAAUCCAUAAUCGCAUUGUGCCUGUGUUUUAUAUUAUUUAUAUUUGCCGGUGUCGUGCGAAAUUCUGUAUCCCUGAAAUAUUCUGUAUCCCCUGCCGCGGGAAAGAGCAUUUGGGCGGAGCUCUGUUCGGGGCGGUAUGGCUCGGUCGGUAGAGUGGCCGUGCCAGCAACUUGAAGGGUUCCAGGUUUGAUUCCCGCUUCUGCCAACCUAGUCAACUUCCGUUGUGUCCUUGGGCAAGACACUUUACCCACCUGCUCCCAGUGCCACACACACUGGUUUAAAAAUGUAACUUAGAUAUUGGGUUUCACUAUGGAAAGCGCUUUGAGUCACUAGAGAAAAGCGCUAUAUAAAUAUAAUUCACUUCACUUGACUUCCUUGUUCAGACAGUGGCAGCAUUUCCAUGUUAUUAGCGAUGUCAAUGAUACAAAAUGUGGAU
Molecule: messenger RNA, 3472 nt
Organism: Entelurus aequoreus (snake pipefish)
Lineage: Eukaryota; Metazoa; Chordata; Actinopteri; Syngnathiformes; Syngnathidae
Product: zinc finger protein 771-like
Exons: 3
Coding region: 305-2068 (587 amino acids)
Biological process (GO): regulation of transcription by RNA polymerase II
Molecular function (GO): DNA-binding transcription factor activity, RNA polymerase II-specific; RNA polymerase II cis-regulatory region sequence-specific DNA binding
Source: RefSeq, a predicted model, not a curated record